Molecule: messenger RNA, 1843 nt
Organism: Archocentrus centrarchus (flier cichlid)
Lineage: Eukaryota; Metazoa; Chordata; Actinopteri; Cichliformes; Cichlidae
Product: myosin-9-like
Exons: 1
Coding region: 482-1843 (453 amino acids)
Source: RefSeq, a predicted model, not a curated record
GCUCUUUAUUUACCCGUUGCCAUGGUGAAUCCUGGUGCCACUGAUGAUGGCAGGGUGCACUCAAACUGAAGUUCUAAUGUGUACAGGUGUGGAUCCAGGUGCUUCUGAUUAUGCUGCUAUAACAAUGGGUCAGACUCACCUCAGAUCACCCAGAACACUUCCUCUAUUUCCCACGUCUUUUUCAGCAACUCGAAUCACGCAAUGAGUCAGUCACGUGAUUGCAGAAACAACACGGGGCCUCCUUUGGCUUUUGUCACGUGAUCAAAACCGUACGUGCUUCCGCACAGGUUUCAUUUAGACACGCCCCCUCUAUUCUAUUUUUGUGACGUCAUUCUUUUCGGCUCAAAACAUCAGAGGCGCUUCGUUCGAAGCUCAAAUCUAUAAGAAGCCAGAGAAGCAUUAACACAGCUGACAGAGUUUAAUUUUUGCAGCGUUCAAACUUUUGGAAACAUUUACAGCGUCAGUGUAUCAAAAUUGCAACAUGUCUCAGCACCCAAGACAGAGACAUUCUGCUGACAUUGAAUCCUUCAGAAGGGCAUUAGAUUGCACGAAGAAGGAAAAUCAAGACCUGCACAAUAUCAUUAAAAAAAUGCAGGAGGAGAAAAGUCAGCUGGAGGACAAGAAUAGUCAGCUGGAGGACAAGAAUAGACAGCUGGAGGACAAGAAUAGACAGCUGGAGGACAAGAAUAGACAGCUGGAGGACAAGAAUAGACAGCUGGAGGACAAGAAUAGUCAGCUGGAGGACAAGAAUAGUCAGCUGGAGGACAAGAAUAGUCAGCUGGAGGACAAGAAUAGUCAGCUGGAGGCCCAAAUUAAAAACCUCCCAGAAAUUUCCUCACAGGACCAACCAGGUCAAGAUCUGCAGUACAAGCCUGACUUGCAGGUCUUAAAUGCCGGUUGGGAGAUUCUGCUUAAACAAUCACAGCAGCAAAUCACAGGCCUGUUGGAAGGAAAGAAAAAAUUGCAACAGCGUCUCCAAAAAUUAGAGAACAUCGCUGAAGAGAAAAAACAGGUGGAAGCAUUAGCUGAUGAGAUGGCAGGCCUGUUUGAAAAAACUGAGGAAAAAAAUGAAGAUUUGCAGAAAAAGCUUGACGAAGCACUGCAAAUGAAUAGACAAAUGAUUAAAGAGAAGCAGCAACAGGAAGCCGAGCACAGGGAGAUGGCUUGCGAGCUUGAAGACGUGAAAGCAAAACACCAAGAGACACAACAGAAGCUUCAAGACGUGGAAAAAAUACACAAAGAGACGCAACACAGGCUGGAGGACAAGACCAGACAGCUGGAGUGCCAAAUUAAAGACCUCCCAGAAAUUUCCCAACAGGACCAAACCAGUAAAGAUCUGCAGUACAAGCCUGAAUUACAGGUCUUAAAUGAAGUUUGGGAGAUUCUGCUUAACCAAUCACAGCAGCAUAUCACAGGCCUGUUGGUAGGAAAUAAAAAAUUGCAACAGCGUUUCCAAGAAUUAGAGGGCAUCGCUGAAGUGCAAAAACAAAUGGAAGAGGCAAUUAAUGAGAUCACAGGCCUGUAUGUAGAAACUGAGGAAAAAAAUAUAAAUUUGCAGAGAAAGCUUGACGAAGCACUGCAAACAAAUAGACAAAUGAUUAAAGAGAAGCAGCAACAGGAAGCCGAGCACAGGGAGAUGGCUUGCGAGCUUGAAGACGUGAAAGCAAAACACCAAGAGACACAACAGAAGCUUCAAGACGUGGAAAAAUACACAAAGAGACGCAACACAGGCUGGAGGACAAGACCAGACAGCUGGAGGCCCAAAUUAAAGACCUCCCAGAAAUUUCCUCACAGGACCAAAGUGGUAAACAUCUGCAGUACAAGCCUGAAUUACAGGUCUUAA